AACACAUUUUCAGUUUGUUUUUUGGCCAUAGUAUAUGUUUAUUUAAAUAUAUGAAUUAUGGCCAAAAUGUCCUCGGUGGAGACGUAUGUAACGCGUAUUAGGCCCGCCAUAGAAAAUUUCAUAAAGCAGCCCAAUAAAGCCAACUUGUCGGAAGUAGAAAAAGAAGUCAUGGGAUUUGACUUUGGACAAAUACGCAUAUUUCAAAUACAAAUUGUAGUCCCGCUUGUGAUUAAACUGGGCGAACUUACAGGGGAAAGUCAGGAACUACGAACAAGCUUGUUGGAUUGCUUGCGACACAUUAUAUCCAAGCUCUAUUUGACGGAGGAGAAAGCCUUACGCUCCAUUCUAGUGGUGGUCUUGCAGCAGGUCCGUGAUCGCAAUGGCAUUGCAAUGCAUCCCGAUCUCUCCGAGGAAAUCAAAUUGGCGGCAGUACUCUGCAUAACUGUGGCCCUGCAACGUUCCACAAGCGAUGUGCUUGAAACAUUUUAUGGAAACGAGACUGUCGUGCUCUUAGGCCAAAUUUUACUCACGUUGAUUGAGUUUAUCUCAAAGGAAAGGUAUCGCAAGUUGGUCAAUUCAUCGCUGGAGGCCUUAAUGGUAGUCUUCUAUGUGCACGAUGAUGCCGAUGCUGGCGAUGUGGUUUUGCGCAACCAGAUAGCCAACACCAUAUUCAUAUUCCUACCCAAAAUCGUUACUGUGCUCUUUAAAACAGCGAUGGCGGAUGAUAAGGUUGGCGAAUCAACCAAAUCCUUGGGCAUUAAGGCCCUGGGCCGCAUCACCUGUGUCAUGUUUGAGGGAACCACAGAGGAGCUUAUCAAAGCACGCUACGACGCGAAUGCAUUCCAAUCACUCUUUAGCAUCCCCAAAGAUGAGAGCAAUGAGCUGCGGAAUGAAGUUAACAUAUUCGAGCGCCUGAAGAAGCUCCAAGCUGGUCCACGCUCUGCAGAGUGGGUAUCAACCACAUUAAAACAUAUGCGCAUCAUCUUCGUCGAAACGAGUAUUUUGCGCGCCCACAGUUCUGUUGCAGUGCGUCAAAUGUAUGCGGAAAUGUGCUGUUUACUCUUGAAGAAUUGCACGCACAACUUGAAACAUAAUUUUAUACAUUUGCUGGAGAGUGUUUUAGCAUUGUCGGAGGAUGAGGAGAAGAAUAUAGCGAAAAUGUGCCGUGAGACCCUAGUGCAGCUGCAGCAGCUGCUGAGCUGUGCAAGCAUCUUUGACGAGAAUGCAGAAAUGCUUCUGGAUGCGCAUCUUAACAAAUGGCCACGCAUUCUACAGCGCUGUGAUGACAGCGAACAGUUAUCGGAACUGCUUUUUUUCAAGGGAUUCUUGCGGAAUCUCAGCGCUGAUAAGUUACAGCUGAUGCUGCUGUUACCAAAGAAUUUGGAGUUGUUUGUCAUGUGUCUGCUGACUGCGCUUGAUCAGCAUACAUCGCGGGAAUUGCUUAAUGAGGAAUACUCGCUACGGCGUCUCCAAGAGGGCAGUGCUAAGGAACUGGCGGCUCAGUGUUCCACAUUGUCUUGGCGCCGGUUCAAGUAUCUCAACUCCAAACGCUGCUUAGAUGUUCUUUAUGACAUUGCUGCAUUAUUGGGCGUUGAGCCGUCUUUAAAUCGCCUAAUCUUUGACUUUUGCCAGGAUUUGAUUGAACGACGCAGCUCAGCCAUGAAUGAGUCGAUCUUGUUAAUGACGCUUAUGAUAACGCCGCAGCAAAGAGAAGCGCGCGCAAGCCGUUUAUUGCUGGCACAACUUUUUGUGGAUCAACUACUUGCCGAAGAACACUGGCAUUUGGCACUUCAGCCGGAUGCAGCCUGGCGACUUAAGGUCAACAAGCCUUCCUCCUGGUUUAAAGAUCACACGCCUGGUCUCUACUCGUCCGCUAUAGAGGUUCGCACGCAGAAUUGUGAUUCGGAUGAUGAGAGCGAGCCAGUCAAUAGUCGCGUGACCAUUGCGGAUGCACAGUUCAAUGUGCUGCAUACUUGCCUGGUUUUGGAUGCCCUGGGGCAUUGUGCUAAAUUUAUUGGCGAUACGUUUGAUCGUCAUAUAUUUCGCAGCUUGCACAAAGUGCUGCUAAAGUUGGCCAGCAGUAACACCAUGGUCCAUGAAGCAGCUACAUUUGCAUUCGUUUCAAUGCAGCUGGCCUUGAAAUAUGCAGCACCCUCACAUUUCAUAGAAUGCUCCACUGACUACCUAACCUUUCAUCUCAAUGCGUUGCUAAAAAAGUCACCCGAGAGCAGUGAAGCCGUAGAUAUACUCUCAGUUGUUUUGCAGUACAGCACGCGAGGGAAUGUGCCCCAUUUGGAAAGUAUUUUCCAAACAAUAUGCGAGGAAUGCGCCAAGUCACAUCAGACGGACAAUAUACAUUCAUAUUUGCGCGUCUUCAAUGCAUUCCUGAGGCAUGCGGUCAGCUGGCAAAGUGCUACUGCGGCAGAGAUCGCCGACAUUCAAAUGCAUGUGGAUGAGGAGCAGAGUAUUCUAAACACUUGGCUAAAUGUGCUCAAUAAGCAGUCAACUGACACUCCUGUUGAUUUAAAUAGUGCGCCAAAUGAAGAACCAGACAUAAAUAUGCACGAAGCAGAAAUUGAGGAUCCCUCAGCGGAGCCGCCUUCAAAGCCCAUUCUGCCGCGACACAUUGAAAUUGUCAAGGAGAUUAUAAGUCAGUCUAUCAAGUUUCUUUCAAAGUCUGAGCAAGCACAGCAAAUUCUUGCACUGGAAUGCCUUAUUACUGGUGUGCCACUGCUCGCCGACUAUGAGGACGAGCUGCUGCCUCUAGUCCAUCUGUUAUGGCAGCCGCUGGUCGAAAAAUUUCGACAGAAAGACUCGAUAGUGCUAAGCCGCUGUUUCAGCUUAUUGCACAUUCUCGUCCUGCAUGCUAAAGAUUUUAUCUUAAAGCGCAGUCUUAGCGAUGUGAUACCUCAGCUUAAGCAGUUUUUGAAGGAGGCCAGUCACCACAGUAGCACGGAAACUUUACGAGCGGCCACCCAGGAAUAUAAGCUGCAGUUACAGUUGCUGCGGCAUCUGGCAUCAUUUAUACGCAGCCUGCAGCUUGAGGGCAAACAUCUUCAUGAUCUGCUUAGCAUUGUUGUAUUGUAUUUGUCUCAGGCGCAACCUAAAGAAAUGCAAGCGCUGGCUGUGGAAUUCUAUGAGAACCUAGCUACCUACAACGGACCAUUUGUGUAUGUGACGCUGCUACAACGUGCUCAUCUCAAGGACUACAAAGCUAGUAUCGACCGAAUUUUUCACAGCUUAGGCUUUCGCCUAGAAGCGCCACUCGAACCUAAUCUUGACUAAUAUAAGUUUAGAGUCUUUAUAACAAUUACUUUACAUUGUUUUACAUUCUAGACUUUUGCUAUUUCUAUUGUUUUCAAUUGUCAAAGCACAUGGUUCGCUUUGUUUGAUCAAUGCUUAAGCUAAAAUUGAUUAUCGAUUGGAUAGUUUUUGUUUUUUAUUAAAAUGACUUGUGUAAGUUUAUAUAAACAAGGAUUGAACAAAAAAUUUAAUUUAUACAGAAUUGUAGCCUUUGGAAGUAAAAUUUAAGGUAGGGGCUUGCUGUGGAGUAUGGUUUUCUCACGUUAUUGCCAAUUUCUAAAUGCUAUGCAUAAACAUAAUAAAUUUGCUCACUGUUUACGUUUUAA
Molecule: messenger RNA, 3629 nt
Organism: Drosophila montana
Lineage: Eukaryota; Metazoa; Arthropoda; Insecta; Diptera; Drosophilidae
Gene: Tti1
Product: Telo2 interacting protein 1
Exons: 6
Coding region: 58-3285 (1075 amino acids)
Biological process (GO): chromatin remodeling
Cellular component (GO): cytoplasm
Source: RefSeq, a predicted model, not a curated record